Salarias fasciatus (jewelled blenny) is the source of this 888-nucleotide messenger RNA. RefSeq names its product calcium-binding mitochondrial carrier protein SCaMC-1-like. The record is from RefSeq and is a predicted model, not a curated record. Gene Ontology annotation, biological process: transmembrane transport. The coding region runs from base 1 to 888 and encodes 295 amino acids. Lineage: Eukaryota; Metazoa; Chordata; Actinopteri; Blenniiformes; Blenniidae. The transcript has 6 exons.
AUGCAGUCUAAGGAGAACACUCAAGGUUGGUGGUGGAAGCAGCUGGCGUCAGGGGCUGUGGCUGGCGUCGUGUCACGGACAGUGACCGCCCCGCUGGACAGGAUCAAAGUAUUCCAGCAGGUUCAUGAUUGCAGGAACAACAGAGUCAACAUGUUUGGUGGUUUCAGGGCGAUGCUAAACGAAGGGGGCCUGUCAUCGCUGUGGAGAGGAAAUGGCGUUAAUGUCCUGAAGGUUGCCCCCGAGACAGCUAUUAGAUUCAUGGCUUUUGAACAGCUCAAGAACAAGCUGGCUAGAGACCCGGAAAAUGUGAAGAUCCAUGAGAGGUUCGUGGCGGGAUCGCUGGCUGGAGUCACGGCGUUAACAACAGUCUACCCAAUGGAGGUGCUGAAAACCCGCAUGGUCCUGAGGACAACCGCACAGUACUCAGGGAUGAUGGAUUGUGCCAAGAAGAUCCUGAAGGAGGAAGGAGCAAAGGCGUUUUACAGAGGCUGCUUUACCAGCAUGCUGAGCGUUGUUCCCGCUGUUGGAUUAGAUCUGGCAUUGUAUGAGAGCUUGAAGAACCGCUGGCUGUCACGCCACGCUGAAGACAGAGCCAACCCAGGGAUGCUGCUGCCGUUAGGCUGUGGGAUCGUCUCCAGCUCCACUGCUCGGCUGGCCACUUACCCUCUGUCUCUGGUCAGCACCGUCAUGCAAGCACAAGAAUCUCAGAAGGGCUCCGAGCCGGUGUCUAUGAUCAAGACUGUGAAGAACAUCAAGCAAAACGACGGAUUCUUCGGACUUUAUCGUGGCCUCACGGCCAGUUUAAUGAAAAGCAUUCCAGCUAUCAGUAUCACCUACAUGGUAUAUGAGAAAAUGCGGCAAUUCCUUGGUAUUGCAACCAAGCCAUGA